Messenger RNA from Gastrolobium bilobum, 1928 nucleotides. RefSeq names its product geraniol 8-hydroxylase-like. Bases 1 to 1506 code for a protein of 501 amino acids. Gene Ontology annotation, molecular function: monooxygenase activity; oxidoreductase activity, acting on paired donors, with incorporation or reduction of molecular oxygen; heme binding. The record is from RefSeq and is a predicted model, not a curated record. NCBI's taxonomy places the organism in Eukaryota, Viridiplantae, Streptophyta, Magnoliopsida, Fabales, Fabaceae. The transcript is spliced from 2 exons.
AUGGAGUUCCUGAGUUGUGUACUCCUACUUGUGUUGACAUUCACUCUUGCACAAGCUUUGCGUUCUCUGCUUUCAAGAGGCAAAAAUGCAAAGUACAAGCUCCCACCAGGACCUUCACCUCUUCCUAUAGUGGGAAACCUCCUUGCAUUGGGCAAAAAGCCCCACCAAUCACUGGCAAAACUUGCUCAAAUCUACGGCCCAAUAAUGUGUCUGAAGUUAGGACAAGUAACAACCAUAGUUGUCUCUUCAGCAGAAAUGGCCAAAGAGGUUCUUCAAACCCAUGAUCAGUUCUUGUCAAACCGAGACGUUCCACAUGCUGUGGAAGUUUUCAACCACGAAAAGUAUAGCAUGACCUUCUUGCCUGUUUCACCUCAGUGGCGAGACCUAAGGAAAAUAUGCAAUACUCAGUUAUUCUCCAAUAAGACUUUGGAUGCUAGUCAAGACCUUAGGCGUAUGAAACUGCAAGAACUCCUUCAUGAUAUCAAUCAAAGCAGCUUAAUUAGUGAAGCAGUAGAUAUUGGAGCAGCAGCUUUCAAUACUGUAAUCAAUUUAUUAUCAAACACUAUUUUCUCUGUAGAUUUGUUUGAGUCUGCAGGUUCAGCUGGAGAUUUCAAGGAGACAGUGACACAUAUCAUGAAAGAGUGUGGAAAACCUAACUUGGCUGACUUUUACCCUGCGCUGAAAAAGGUUGAUCCACAGCGCAUUAAUAGUCGCAACGGUUUUUACGCUGGAAAGGUCAUAGACAUCUUCCGCCGUUUGGUUGAUCAAAGGUUGAAGCUAAGGGAAGUUCAAAGUGCUGCUGACACACACAAUGACAUGCUAAAUACCUUACUCAACAUUGCUCAAGAGAACAGCCAAGAGAUGGACAAAACCAAAAUUGAACACUUAUCCCUGACUCUAUUUGUUGCGGGAACGGAUCCAGUUACACAUACGCUAGAAUGGGCAAUGGCAGAGUUACUCCAAAAUGCACAGGCUAUGGAAAAAGCAAAACAAGAGUUGGAGCAAACCAUUGGGAAAGGUAAACCUGUUGAGGAAUCAGAUAUUGCCAGGCUUCCUUAUUUACAAGCAGUAAUAAAGGAGACCUUGAGAUUGCACCCUCCUGUCCCACUUUUAAUCCCACGGAAAGCCGAUGAAAAUGUGGAAAUUUGUGGCUACACAAUCCCAAAAGGUGCAAGGGUGCUAGUUAAUGUGUGGGCUAUUGGAAGAAAUUCAAGUAGUUGGAAAGAUGCAAAUGUGUUUUCACCAGAAAGGUUCUUAAGCUCUGAAAUUGAUGUCAAAGGUCGCAAUUAUGAGCUAACACCAUUUGGUUCUGGGCGUCGAGUUUGUCCUGGCUUGCUGUUUGCCAUGAGGAUGUUGUAUUUGAUGUUGGGUUCAAUACUCAACUGUUUUAAUUGGAGACUUGAAGAUGGUAUGUCAAUAGAGGAUAUGAACAUGGACGACAACUUUGGGCUAGCUUUAGCAAAGGCUGAACCCGUCAGAAUUAUUCCAGAGAAAAUUAGCAAUUAAUUUCUCUGAAAUGUUACACAUUAUGGAAUAAAAUAGCGGCGGUAGUAAAAGUAUUAAGUGUAAAUAUCUUUUUUUGGUCCUCAACAAAUUUCACGAUGCCCGUUUUAAUCCUUAUCAAAUAAAAAGGCUAUUCGCAGUUCUUAAGAAAUUCAAAAUAAAUCCAUUUAAUUGAAAUCGUGGUUCCUCACAAAUUAAAAAGACUCACAUUAGUUCCUCAAAAGGACUAAAAUGGAUCCAUUUUGAAUUUCUUAGGGACCACGAAUAGCCUUUUUAUUUGCUAAGGACUAAAGCGGAUAUCGUAAAAUUUGCUGAAGAUCGAAAAUGAUAUUUACUGAAGUCUUAAAUACUCGCUUAAUGCAAAGUCGCAUACUACGCCUAUGUAGGACCGUAUUGUCAUGUAUGCGCUAUGUAUGGUUAUGAAA